This is a messenger RNA of Talaromyces marneffei, 552 nucleotides long. RefSeq lists its product as uncharacterized. The coding region runs from base 1 to 552 and encodes 183 amino acids. The transcript has 3 exons. The record is from RefSeq and is a predicted model, not a curated record. NCBI's taxonomy places the organism in Eukaryota, Fungi, Ascomycota, Eurotiomycetes, Eurotiales, Trichocomaceae.
AUGUUGUCGACCCUUCUCAACCCGCUACCAUACCACAUCCUCGCCUAUGGGACAUUUCUAGGCAGUCAACUCUACCAGUCCUUCGUCAACACAAAAAUCUGCUACCGCUCCCUUUCCCCUCAAAGCUUCAAUAACCUCAACAAACGCCUGUUCCCGGUCUACUUCCGCUGUCAGCUUGGCCUAGCGAUACUUACUUUUGUCACGCGGCCGUCGAAAGCAUGGCUACAGCUACCGGCUGCGAAUGAUGUUGGGAACUUAUUGUUGGCAUUGGCGACGAUAAUGGCCGGGUUGAAUUGGUAUGUGUAUGGGCCGAGGACCAGUGAGGCGAUGGUUGAGAAGGCGAGGGUGAUUCAAGAGGCCCAAGAUGAGAAAGACGGGAAUCAUGUCGGUCUUGACAGCAAUAAAAGCACAGAAGAGAAAAAGACACUCGUGACCAAAGUGAAAAAGAUUUUCUCUAGAAACCAUGCCAUGUCGAUUCAUAUCAAUCUGAUUGCCGUAAUCGCUACCGUGGGGUAUGGAUUCGUGCUGGGUGGACGACUGCAACUGCAGUGA